AUGGGUGUCACUGGCCUCUGGACCGUUCUGCAGCCCUGCGCGCGGCCGAUCAAGAUCGAAACGCUGAAUAAGAAGCGCCUCGCCGUCGAUGCCUCCAUCUGGAUAUACCAGUUCCUCAAGGCCGUGCGCGACAAGGAAGGAAACGCUUUACGGAACAGCCAUAUUGUCGGUUUCUUUCGCCGAGUAUGCAAGCUUCUCUUCAUCGGCAUCAAGCCCGUCUUCGUCUUCGAUGGCGGCGCACCGGCGCUGAAGCGACAAACCAUCAACAACCGCAAGUCGCGACGUGAAGGUAGACGAGAAGAUGCGGUCCGGACAGCUGGAAAGUUGCUGGCUAUACAAAUGCAGAGGGCUGCUGAGGAGGAGGAGAAGAGGCAGAAGGAAGCUGCAAAGCACCCAAGGGAGGAGCCACCGCAACAGGAGGAAGAGAUACCCGACAAUCUGGUCUAUGCGGAGGAACUUCUGCAGACGCCCCAGGAGCGAACAGAAAAUCGCACCUUCAAGAAGAAGGAUCAGUAUCACCUUCCAGACCUCGGCAAGUCCAUGUCGGAAAUGGGUGCUGCGAAUGAUCCCAGGGUCAUGUCGCUCGAAGAGCUGGAGGAGUACGCACGUCAAUUUGACAGAGGCGAAGAUAUCAAUGUCUAUGACUUCUCCAAGAUUGACUUCGAUGGUCAUUUCUUCCAGAGCCUGCCUCCGGCUGAUAGGUACAAUAUCUUGAACGCAGCCAGGCUACGAAGUCGACUCAGGAUGGGACACUCAAAAGAACAGCUUGACGCAAUGUUUCCCGACAGGAUGGCCUUCUCCAAGUUCCAAAUCGAGCGUGUGCGCGAACGUAACGAACUUACGCAGCGAUUGAUGAACCUCAACGGGAUGAACGACGAUGCAUUUGGCGCAGGCGGAUUCAAUCGCGUUGCGGGCGAGAGAGAUAGGGAGUAUGUUCUCGUCAAGAACGACGGAGUAGAAGGUGGUUGGGCCCUCGGAGUCGUACUGAACAAGGAAGAGGGCAAAGCUCACAAGCCGAUCAACGUGGACCUACCAGAGCGCCCUGCUGAAGAAGAACAAGAAUGGGAGGACGAUGAAGACUUCGAGGACGUUCCCAUCGAGGGCCUGAACAGGCUGCCAAAGCCCAAGGGGGGCUUGAGCGCCCAAGAGAAGGAGGGCCGUGAGUUCAUCGCCAACGAGCUUGCGACACGACGCAGAAACCUUUACAAGUCGAGGAAAGAGAAGCCAGUACAGUCUAAACCACAAAGGGCUACGCCGGUCAACCAAGAUCCAGAUUCGUUGUUCCUUGCGGACGAUAACGAAGAAGAGGAAGAUUGGGAGAACGUUCCGAUGAGCGGUGCGAACGAUGUGGAUGAUGCAGGGGAUGAUGUCGAGAACGAGCAGUUACAGCAAGCCAUUGCCUUGUCAAUGCAGCCCGAGAAGCAAGCGGUUGCUGAAGAAUCUGACGACGAUCCAGUGCGUGAAGUUUUUGAACAGAAACGUGCCGCUGAAGCCAAUCCUUUCGCUGGGACGAAGGGUUCUGGAAUGGCUAUCGCAAGGCUUGCAAAUCAACGCAGUAACAAGCUUGCUCCAAAAGGCCCCUUUGAAGGAAGCGACAGCGAAGAGGAUAUGGACUUGCAGGCUGCACUAGCGGAGUCUCGCAAGUCCAAACGUCCAGUUAAGCCAAAGAAAUCGUCAUUUACACAACAGCACCCAACACCAGCACCCGCUGUCAAGUCUACGCCAAAGCCGAAGGACGCUGCCGGUUUUGAUGGGCCGCUACCCUUCGAAAGACUCAACCUAGGCAACUCUCUUUUAGGCAAGAAGAAAAUGGACAAGCUCGAAGAAGACAACGCAGGCGGUUUCGAAAAGGACUAUGGGCAAGAUAAGAAGGAUGCCGUGCCACUUCCACCGUGGUUCAGCGGCCAAAGAGAUAUUGCAAAAGAAGUGAAUGCUCAACGGCAAGAAGAGAAGGAACAGUGGGAAGAAGCACGUCAGGAGGAGAAGUCCAGAUUCCAGUUCCAGCAGCUCCCAACCCUUCGAAAGCCAGAGACCAAAGAAGUUAUUGAUUUAGAUGCGCCAGCUAGCCAAAAUCAGGACCAAGUGAUUGCAAUCGACUCAGACGACGAGGCUGAUGCACAGAUGGAAGACGUUCCAGUUGAGGAUACCAAAUUGAGGAUGGGCGAUCUCGCUGACAAAGUCAAGGCGGAGCCCCCUAAACCGCUUUCUCCGCAGCAGAAGUCGCCUCCCCGCCAAGAUCCUAGUCUGGUGAAGAAGACCCCAUUUGCGGAUGAUUCUGAUGAUGAGCCAGUGGAUUGGUCUGAGAGCGAGCCUGAAGAUGAAAGACAUGUACAGCAUAAGUCGACCGCUGACGGGAAGUCAGAACCAACCGUUGUGCAGCCUCCAAAGUCUGCAUCCGAAGAAUCCGAGGAGUUCGAGGAUGUACCCAUGCAAACGGAGACAGCCGCUUUGACUGAACCCGCCAAGUCGGCAUCGCCAGAGUUUGAGGACGUGCCUAUGCAGGGCGAACCUGUUGCAACAGCAGCUCUACAACCAAAGUCACCAUCGCCAGUGUUUGAAGAUGUUCCCAUUCGCCAGGAACGACCACGUCGACCACCAAGGGAGCUAUCGCCUUUACAAGGUCCAGACGAUCUGACAAAGCCUAUCGUUCCUCACAGUGGCGUAGCAGAUGACAGCGCACCUUUAGAAAUGCCUGAAGGCAACGACUCGGACCAGUACUCCGAUCCUGAGGACGAAGAACUCUUCGCAUCUCUAGCGAAAGAAGCAGAAGAGCAUGCGCGAUUCGCUCAAGAACUGUCCAACAACACUGCAGCCAGGGUCAAUUUCGAUGACGAGCUCAAACAGCUCCGCGCACAGCAAAAGAAAGACCGUCGAGAUGCGGAUGAAGUCACCCAGACCAUGAUAUCCGAGUGCCAGCACUUGUUAACUUUGUUCGGAUUGCCGUACAUCACAGCGCCUAUGGAAGCCGAAGCUCAAUGCGCUGAACUGGUCACACUUGGCCUUGUGGACGGCAUCGUGACCGACGACUCCGAUACCUUCCUCUUCGGUGGUACGCGUGUCUACAAGAACAUGUUCAACGCAGCCAAGUUUGUCGAAUGCUACCUCGCCCAAGACCUCACCAAUGAAUUCAGCCUCACACGCGAGAAGAUGAUUGCAAUCGCCCAAUUACUUGGCAGCGACUACACAACAGGCAUUCCAGGCAUCGGGCCCGUGACCGCGCUUGAAAUCCUCUCCGAGUUUCAAGACCUAGAGUCUUUCCGAACAUGGUGGGAUGGCGUCCAAAGUGGAACUAUCAAGAAGGAAGAAGACGCAAAGAAACCGUUCCGAAAACGGUUCCGCAAGAACCAGGCUACCAAACUCUUUCUACCACCAGGGUUCCCAGAUCCUCGCGUAGCGGAAGCUUAUCUUCAUCCCGAGGUCGACAGUGACCCUGAGCCGUUCCAAUGGGGCGUCCCCGAUCUGGCUGCUUUGCGUUCUUUCUUGAGUUCUCAGAUUGGAUGGAGUCCUGAGAGGACGGAUGAGGUGCUUGUUCCUGUUAUCAAGGAUAUGAAUCGCAGGGAGAAGGAGGGCACGCAGGCGAACAUUACUCGGUUCUUUGAGGGGGGUGUCGGGGCUGGCGCUUUUGCGCCGAGAGUGAGGAAUGCGGAGAGUGGGCCGAGUGGGAAGAAGAAGGGUACUGGGGCGGCUGGAAAGAGGUUGGGUGCUGCGUUGAAUCGAUUGGCGGGGAAGGAUGGAGAGGUAGGAGAUGGAGUGGCGACUGCAGGUGGAGAGGCAGAAGCCGUGCAUGAGACGACUACUGGUGGAACAGGCAGGAAGAAGAGGAAGGCUGCAAGUAAGCCUGUGUCGUUGGCUGAAAAGGAGGAUGGAGAUGCGACUGCCAGUGUUGAGGAAGAGGAAGAAGAUGAGCUUUACAAGGAGCCCACAGCGAAGAAACCACGGAAGACGCGGAAUGGGAAAGCAGCCAAGUAA
Messenger RNA from Alternaria triticimaculans, 3969 nucleotides. RefSeq lists its product as uncharacterized. Gene Ontology annotation, cellular component: nucleus. The transcript has a single exon. Bases 1 to 3969 code for a protein of 1322 amino acids. Gene Ontology annotation, molecular function: single-stranded DNA binding; DNA endonuclease activity. The record is from RefSeq and is a predicted model, not a curated record. Lineage: Eukaryota; Fungi; Ascomycota; Dothideomycetes; Pleosporales; Pleosporaceae. Gene Ontology annotation, biological process: nucleotide-excision repair.